CGUCUCUUUUUUACCCUCAUCUUCAUCUCUUUCCAUCUUCACCCCCCUCACCAGUCAAAAUGAUUAUCUUCGAGGACAUUAUCUCCGGCGACGAGAUGGUCGCCGACACCUUCAACCUGAAGGUCGUCGACGGCGUUCUCUUCGAGUGCGACUGCCGCAAGUACAUGAAGAGCACCAACGAGGACUUCCAGCUCGAGGGUGCCAACCCCUCCGCUGAGGGUGGUGAUGAGGAUGAGGGUGGUGAGGGUGAGAAGGUCAUGGUCCACGACAUCGAGGACCAGUUCCGUCUCGUCUGGCUCAAGACCGAGGAGGGUCUCAAGCCCUCCAAGGAUGCCUUCAAGUCUCACCUCAAGAGCUACAUGAAGAAGGUCCUCAACAAGCUCACCGAGACCGGUGCCAGCGAGGAGACCAUCAACGAGUUCAAGAAGGGUGCCCCCGGUGCCGUCAAGAAGAUCCUGGCCAACUACGACAACUACGAUGUCCUCAUGGGUCAGUCCAUGGACGGUGAUGCUAUGCACGUCCUCAUUGACUUCCGUGAUGACGGUGUCACCCCCUACGCCACCCUCUGGAAGCACGGUCUCCGCGAGGUCAAGGUCUAAGGGAAUUACAAGUCAGCCUUUCAAAAUAAAAAGAUUAAUUAUACCCCCACUUGAACGUCCCGCUCCAAUCCUCCAAUCCUCAACCUUGUUGUGCGAAGAAUGUUGUCAUGAAUCAAGAAAAAUCUUGGUUUGAAAGCAGCAAACCACCGUUUGUUGCUUUUUAGACCAAAAGUCACGCCUC
This is a messenger RNA of Aspergillus japonicus CBS 114.51, 780 nucleotides long. RefSeq names its product translationally-controlled tumor protein. The record is from RefSeq and is a predicted model, not a curated record. The transcript is spliced from 4 exons. Bases 60 to 599 code for a protein of 179 amino acids. Gene Ontology annotation, molecular function: calcium ion binding. Gene Ontology annotation, cellular component: cytoplasm. Lineage: Eukaryota; Fungi; Ascomycota; Eurotiomycetes; Eurotiales; Aspergillaceae.